AUGUCGGGGUUUCCUGUGGGGCCGUUCGGGCGCACCUUACCUUCACCUGAGGACAGCACCACAUCGCAAGAAUCGCAAGAUAUCUCAACGCCAUCGAAGAGGUUAAUCAAUUACCAGCUUCCUCCGCCCCGCAAGACAUCUUCUUGGGAAUUUGUAUCCGACGACUCACCGGCUCCGUUGGAACAUAUGGAGUCCCCUGUUUCUAUGGCGGAUCGUAACCCAACCCAAUAUAAAAGCCGAUAUCCAGUGCAGGAUCAACUGCCAUCAGUCAGCCAACUUCUUACACCAGUGUCGUAUUCCUAUCUGGGAAAUCCACACCGUCCUUUCCCAGGUCACGAAAAUUCGCCGCCUAACAGCAGCAGACCACACGAAUCCACAAUUGUUGAGACCCACGAUGAGUGCAUUCAGCCAAGCGGUCAUCCAAGCCAUGAGACCACCUCACGUCAAAGAAGGCCGUCUACACUCGGGCCGGUCGACUUUUCCCACGGACAAGGACAGAAUCUAUCUUAUUCUCGCCACCAGCUACCUCCAAUUUCGCAAGUCGGAUUGGACGCAGCAGGCUUGCGGCAUCAUCUGUUUACCGAAAACAAUAGGAGCAGCUCUGAGACUCCUCUAGCCCAUCACCACCAUAGCCAUCUUCCAUAUCCACGCGACCCAUCUAAUUCUGAAACUUCUCCAGCAUCAGGGCCGUCUUCGUUAUCCUGUGAGCUUACUUUCCGCUCAGGCUCACCACCUAGGCCAAAUCAACCGCGCCUGGCUCAUGUGGUAGACGAGCGGUUUAUUGAGGGUGAGGGUAUUUGUUACAUCUACUCUGAUGGUACCCAUUGCCCAAAGGUAAUAGAUGGUGAGCCUGUUAAUGCCAAUUGGGGAGUCACAAAAGCUGGAAAGCCAAGAAAACGGCUGGCACAGGCGUGUUUUACCUGCAGAGAUAAGAAAAUCAAGUGUAUUCCCAAUAUCCCCAAGUGUGAUCAGUGCCAGAAGUCGGGAAGAGAAUGUAGAUUUGAAAAUUCACCUCGGGGAAACCAAAUUGCAAAGAGCUCGCAAUGCUCUACAGGCCAUCACACUCCAGCAAUAUCACUUGAUCAACGGACUAGCUCCUCGCCAAGUAGGCACCCAACUUCCUGUAUUCCCACUGGGAGUCCAGUCCGGACCAUGUCGUCGUCUGCAGUAUCUUGUGACCCAGGCGCACUGAUGCACGAUGUUGGCGGAUUAAGCCCGAAACCCGACAGGCCUCUGAAAAGGAGAAGGCGAGCCUCAACGAACGCCAUUGACAAUGUCAUUGGCCUCGACGGAGAUGACUACUCUAAACAGGCCAAAGAUAUGGUGACAACUCCUGAUCCAUACCCCGUGAAUGAUAUUUUAUCAGAAAUGGCUGCGAUGGAUCUCCACGAUCCAACGUUGUCGGAAUGGGAAACAGAUCCCUACCAUACCCACCCGGAAUCAACCAUGCGCUAUCUCAAUAUGUACUUCCAUUAUGUUAACGGUGCAACCUACUGUAUAUUCCCUCGCGAGCCAUUCCUGAGAUGGCUGAAGUAUUGUCCCAAUAAAUCUCUUGAUGAUAAAAUGCUCUUGUAUUCUAUGCUUGCUAUGGGGGCUAUUUUCGGCAAUACAAAGGAGCAAAGAGCAGACGCAAUGAGGUUUGCGAGAAUCGCAAGGCACGCGGUGGAGAAAAGUCAAAACAAACCAACCUUACACCUAGCUCAAACUCGAAUUAUCCUUGGAAUGUGGCAUUUCACGAUCGGCGCGUCGGCCACAGCGUCCGACUUUACUGGCUCUGCCAUGCGCACUAUAUGCGGCCUGAAACUCAAUGUUGAACAUGGUAGUCCCGCGCCACGGAACCCGCCAGAGCGGGACGAGUUUUUUCAAGCAGAAACUAUGCUUGAAUGCCAGAGGAGGACUUUUUGGGCGGCUUUCCUUAUGGACAGACAUGCCGGGCCCCCAGUCCAUUCUCCAACAGUGCUCAAGCCGCAAGAUAUCUUUCUGCGGUUGCCGCUAAGAGCAGACUGGUACGAGAAUCAAAAAUGGGCUAAUAUGCCCUAUUUUGAAAAUGGUAUUAUCCCGGCAGACACCUCGUUGCCCGAAGAGAGGAAUGCGCUUGACCCAAUGGCUUUCUUAGUCGAAGUAUCUGCUAUUUGGGGGGAUGUGCUUGAGCAUAUCUACCGCGCCACUUACAUCUCGCCAUCAAAUUACGCCGCGCGUUUCGAAGAAUUCUACUCUUCAACAGUGCAACGCACUGAUAAAUGGCUCGCAAGUCUUCCACGGUAUUUUUCAUAUAGCGUUGAAAAUAUGGAACUGAACAUCCAAGCCGGAAAGGUAGAUGUCUUCGCAAGCGUGCAUAUUCUCUACCAUGCCACAAUGAUGAGAUUAAACCGAUACGUCCGCCACCCAGACCUACCUGAGCAUAUAGUCGAGCGAAACGUCCGCCGUUCCUACAGCCACUCCGUCGAGGUCCUCCGCAUUGCGUAUGAUCUUAGCAAACAUCUGAAUGCACAUGAGGAGGGUGGCACUCAGCCAAGUAAUCCACAGCCUCCCCAGAUAACAUUCUCCACACCCCUGACAGGCAAUGCCAUAUUAUCAGCCACAGAUGUCCUCUGCGCCUGUGGCUCCAUUCGAGAUAUGUCAUACUACUCAGCCCUCAUACACGGCGGCUUAAGGGUGAUUUCCGAAGUUUCGCGGUUCUGGCAUGGUUCGCGAGAGCAGCUGCGAGUCAUUGAAUGGCGCCUGGAGCAGAUCACAGAUGCAAUUCGUACACAGGACCGGUCGAGCGGGAAGCGUGGUUUCUCCGUUCAGGGGCGGCCGCUUGACCUCAUUGUGAUCGAUAGGCUGAUGCCUGCCAAUGACGGUGUUGGUUCCAAUGCGCCGUCACCACCAAUACAGGGCAAAAGCAACCCUUAUACUGCAACCGGGAGAGGGGAUUUGGUCUAUUGCCUCCCCCGAGAGACCUAUUUCCAUGCGCUCGGACUCCAUGAUAUAUCUGUCGAGAGGGGUGAGGUGCUGUGGAUUCCAUGUGAAGAGUAG
Histoplasma capsulatum G186AR is the source of this 3018-nucleotide messenger RNA. RefSeq lists its product as uncharacterized. Gene Ontology annotation, biological process: regulation of DNA-templated transcription; DNA-templated transcription. Gene Ontology annotation, molecular function: DNA binding; DNA-binding transcription factor activity, RNA polymerase II-specific; zinc ion binding. The transcript is spliced from 3 exons. The record is from RefSeq and is a predicted model, not a curated record. Lineage: Eukaryota; Fungi; Ascomycota; Eurotiomycetes; Onygenales; Ajellomycetaceae. The coding region runs from base 1 to 3018 and encodes 1005 amino acids. Gene Ontology annotation, cellular component: nucleus.